UCAGACGGAGCCAUUGUUUCAGAUGAUCCCAGCGCAGGCGGUUCUAUGUCUGUGCAUCUGCCUUGUUGAUGCUCGUCAACUACAGAACAAAAACAUUGUCGCAGUUUGCCAAUAUCAUUUGUACUGUAGCGUCGCCCCCUGUCCUCCAGGAGUUUCUCUGUUAUGAAAGACCUUUUAGUACAUUAGAAUCAUGUGAUACAUGUUGUAUGUAGUGAGAAGACGGGGGAACGUCACACACAUUCACCUAUAGAACUUGUUGAUCUGGAACAUCAGUGUGAUGAGCCAUCAGUGAUUCCCUUCCUGGCCACGAGGGGGAGAGCUGCUGCCUCCCGCUUUGAUUCUGACAUCACAUGGAAAAUAUUUGUCACGAUUUGUGCAACACAUCACUUUAAUCCGAUUUGCAACAACUGACAAGGACCUGCAACGUAACUGAUGCGAAGUGGAGGGUUUUCUUCAUCAGGAUAAGUUUGAGGAAAGAGGUUUUGUUUUUCUUCGUUACUUGCUGUAGUGUGUAUAUAUUGUUCAUAAAAGCAGAGCUAUUGAUAAUGUAAGUUAUUGUAGAUAUAAAUAUACACAGAUGUUGUUUUUUCACAUGUGUCCAUGGAUCUGAGUGUAACAAGCUCAUCUUUGAAUCACCAUCUGUGUUGAUGUAGCUGUGUUGCAUGUCAGAUGUAAGACUGUCUUUUCUUUUUUUUGGAAACUAUUGAUAGCAGCGGCGGUUGCUGCUCUGUCUGACAAGGGAAGCUCAUAUUACAGGCCAGUGUUUCCCAAACUUUAUCGGACACAUAUACAGCUUCUUCAAACCUCAACCAAACUGUUUGAAGUGUCGUUCUCAGUGAACAAAAGAAAUUCAAUUACAAAUGUCCCUGGUCGAACAACACAGUGAGAUCAAAAUAAAUUAGCCAUGUAAAUUAUUCCGGGCCGCCCCCCAGUUUGGGAACCAGUCAUUUUCAACAUAAAGUCUGCUCUGCAGUCGUUUUGCUCAGCUACAGAGUGAUAUUUUCUUACUAUUUUUUUACUUGAUAAUAUAUCAAAUCCGCCCUCAUUACAGACCACGUCAGUUCACCUGUUUUUUAAAAGUGAGGGGAAAACAGAAAUGUCUGUUUUCACAAUGGUGGUCUUUGUUAAAGGUUUAUUAUAAACUUCCCAUGGAGGAGCUCGGCCACUAGGUCUAGGUGCAAGCCUCUUGUCUUUCCUGUUUUCAGACAAUAAAAGUGAGAAAAUGAACAAACAACUAAAACGGGGAAACAAUAAAGAUACUUUAUAAUAUAUAAUAAAUAUAAUAUAGUUCUUGAAACAAAAAGGUGUUUUUUAUUUUGAUAUAUAUAUAUAUAUACAUAUAUAUUAUAACAACAUGACUGUACAGUAUGAGAAGAGAACGUUAUCACAGAAGCUGUCGAUGAUAAAAGUUUAAUUACUAAUAAACUCAACCAUGUCAAUCAAUGUUUAGUUCACGUUUAAAACACAAAUAAACGGUGUAUAUUUGACCAUUAACUAUAUGACGUUUCCGUAGCAGCUGAGCUUCCCCUGCCGUCUGAGAGCAACCGCCGCUAAUUACAGAGAGCACUGAGGAGCAGCUAUUACACCCGAGUGAGAACAUUUCUGUCAUCAGCAUGGAGCUUGUUUUCCACUUCCUACCCAAAAGUCAACCGGUGCUUCAAGGAUGCAGUGUGAGGAGCUGUCAGCCCGAGAGGAGUUCACCUACAGCCACAUGUCCACUCUGGAGAGAGGGAGUGGAACUCUGGGACGACGGAGUGACAGGGGAUCCGAAAGGAGGUCGAACAGGGGGGAGCGAGAUAGUUACACCGUGGACGUGAGGGCCAGUGACCUGCAGCUGUCUCAGCCUGAGCCUCUAAAGCACCCCUGCUUCAGCUACAGGGCCUGGCUCUACAGUGUCCUCAUAGGGGGCAGUCUACUCAUUACGUCUGGCUUCUCUCUGUACCUGGGAAAUGUGUUUCCUCUUGCUAUGGAUUACCUGCGCUGCGCUGCCGGUUCUGGCGUCCCUGCAGCCAUAGCCAGCCUGGCCAUUGCCAAAAACGGACGUGUUGCGGUGUCAGAUUUCCAAGUGGUCUUUGUGUCAACCUUCGCUGUAACAACCACCUGUCUAGUUUGGUUUGGCUGUAAACUGGUCUUGAACCCGUCUGCCAUCAACAUCAAUUUUAACCUCAUCUUGAUGCUGUUGUUGGAGCUGCUGAUGGCCAGCACCGUCAUCCUGUCGGCUCGCUCUGUGGAUGAUUGCUGCUGCCACAGGAAGUCAUACGACAGACCUGUGGUUGUUACACCAGCUGUGUUCCCCACUCGACUCCUCAAAGCAUAUUCAGUGAUUGAGGUGAUCGUGGGAAUCUCUGCUGUAUUUGGUGGCAUUAUCGCUCUCAACAUGGAUGCCUUGUUACCAGGUCCGUACUUGUCCGUCACAUUCUUCUGGAUCCUGGUCGCUUGUUUUCCCAGCGCUAUUGCAAGUCAUGUGGUGUCAGAAUACCCAAACAAAUGUCUGGUGGAGGUGCUGAUUGCCAUCAGCAGUGUGACCUCCCCACUCCUCUUCUCAGCCUCCGGCUACCUCUCCUGCAGCGUGAUCAACUUUGUUGCAAUCUUUCUGCAUGAUGUGCCUACAGCCAAGCAAUCCUAUGACAUUCUGCUGCUCAUUCUGAUGGUGCUGCUGCUGGUGCAGGCAGUUCUGACUUCGGCCACUGUGGUGCACUGUGCCACCUAUAAGAGUCUGCUCCGCAUGGGAGCUCCACAGUGUGAAGACAGCAUGCACACACUCAACUACUGCUGUGAGCAGCAGGCGUCUAAUGGAGCACAGGAUUUUGACACAGACAGAGCUUGGAAGGCAGUUGUGGUCCAAAUGGCCAACUGAACAGAACACAGAACAGAGGGACGUUCUGAUGAAAAGUGCUAAAAGCUGGACUAAAACAAAUGCCAUAUAAGCUGUAAACACAAGAGCGUGAUCAUGCACAGAGAACAGACGCAGAAAGGAGGAGGAGAAAUUGUGAAGUGGUUAACAGAGGUCAGACGGAAAAGAAAAAAAAAAGAGGUUUGGGUUUAAAAAAGCACACAUACUUAAUUAUAACACACCCCCUUCAGGUACAUGAAAUGUUUGUGUGUGUUUCUUUUUAUUAGUCGGGAUUUAAUUAUAAACAUCACGUGUGUCUCCAUUUGAAUUAUGUGGAUCUGUAAAGAGAGAGAGUGAGAGGAGAGGAGAGGAGCUAAUGCAAGGUGAAGUGAUUUGUGGAACGGAAUGAGGAUCUGAUGCUGAUUGUUCAGUUUGACUGUGGCUUAUUGAUUUCAGUAUGGUUUAAAUAAUUAAAUAGGCUGUUAACAGUCAGAGAUCCCUUCAGUUUCCCUUUUAUUGAUCAGUCAGCUCCGUUGUUGUUAGCAGUUCUGUCAUGUUGUUAGGAGUUAUGAAGGAUGAAUGAAAAAUUAAUAAAUAUACAGCCUAUGAUAGCGGUAACAUAUUUACCCAUUAACUGGACACAAUUUUAAACUAUGGAUGCCAAAUGUAAGGCAUGUGGGCCAACUUUGGCUCAAUAAAUCAGUACAUUUGGUCCAGUAAAUGUAGGGUUAAACAAAAUUUUUAAAAAAGGAAAUGCUACAUGAUAUAUACUUUUUUAUACAUUUGACAUUUUAGACAUUAAAGGAUUGUUCACCUCAUAUUUUUAUUCUGAGAAUCAUAUUGGCUCCACCAAUCCCAAAUAUGGCUGAACAGUUUUAAUGAUUGGCGUUAUUUAGAAAAUUGUUAAAAUGUGAAUUUUAAUGUGAACACCAGAUUUAGAGCUUCCAAAUCUGAUGCACCUGCACCUUAUAUGUUAACAUGUAAUGUAAAGUGUUUUUUAAGGUUAUUUAGGAACAUGGAAUAUUGGAUGUAAGAAAAUGUGGCCCCUGUUGUACAUUAUUUAGAGUAAGUGAUGUUUACUGCAGCAAAGUGGAACCUGUGUGGUCAUACUGAGUAGUGAAUAGUAUAGUAGCAUUUACUAUUAAAUUCAUUUAAAAUGACAAGUCAAACAGUGACUGUAGGAGUGUAAACAACUAACAUAUGUGCCUAUGCAUCAGAGUGAGUUCCCAGGGAAUUACACACAAAUAGAUUGAAUUAAUUAUAUCCUGAUUAUGAAUUCUACUACAAUAAAUAGACAGAGUAGGCCUUAGUUUGUCCAUGUUUAUAUUCCACAAUCAGUCAAUGUGUUUCUUAGAUUUACUGUUUACUUCUACUCUCGGACUAUCAAUGACUUGCUUCGUGUGUAAAUGACAGUUUCUUGUUAGGUGACUGUACAUAUGCUCUUGUGGAAAUGGAAGUGUCUCCAGACUUCACUGACCUCACAGGGUGGUGGGUGACUGUUCUACCUAGAGGCUGUGGUCAGAGUCUUCUAGUUGUUAGAAGUAUGCUUAAAGAUAAGGGUUGUUGGAGUAGUAAUGUCUCUGUUUGACAGUUUCCCGCUCUUGGAUGAACAGCAACAACAAAACGUACUGGUUUAUCAUUUUAACCCACACCUUUGUUUGACCCCUGUUGACUGACUGUGUGUUUAUACUGCCCGAUAUUGAGUCUACUGCCCAUUGUUUUGUACAUUAAAUGACUAUUAUUUUUCUCUGAAA
Cynoglossus semilaevis (tongue sole) is the source of this 4587-nucleotide messenger RNA. It is a transcript of the gene mlc1, whose product is annotated as modulator of VRAC current 1. Gene Ontology annotation, cellular component: plasma membrane; cytoplasmic vesicle; endoplasmic reticulum. Gene Ontology annotation, biological process: regulation of response to osmotic stress. Bases 1664 to 2857 code for a protein of 397 amino acids. The transcript has 12 exons. The record is from RefSeq and is a predicted model, not a curated record. NCBI's taxonomy places the organism in Eukaryota, Metazoa, Chordata, Actinopteri, Pleuronectiformes, Cynoglossidae.